CUCAAGCCAGACAGCAGCCAGAAUGAGGGAGAUUGUACACAUCCAGGCCGGCCAGUGCGGCAACCAGAUCGGGGCCAAGUUCUGGGAAGUAAUCAGUGAUGAGCAUGGGAUCGAUCCUACUGGAAACUAUGUUGGGGAUUCUGACCUCCAGCUAGAGAGGAUCAGUGUGUACUACAAUGAGGCUUCCUCUCACAAAUAUGUCCCUCGGGCUAUCUUAGUGGAUUUAGAACCUGGAACAAUGGACAGUGUUCGCUCUGGAGCAUUUGGCCACCUUUUUAGACCAGAUAACUUCAUUUUUGGACAGAGUGGUGCUGGCAACAACUGGGCAAAGGGCCACUACACAGAAGGCGCUGAAUUGGUCGACUCAGUGCUGGAUGUAGUCAGGAAAGAAUGUGAGAACUGCGACUGCUUGCAAGGUUUUCAGCUGACUCACUCACUGGGUGGAGGAACUGGCUCUGGUAUGGGUACCCUUCUUAUAAGUAAGGUCAGGGAGGAGUACCCAGACCGCAUUAUGAACACUUUUAGUGUAGUUCCCUCCCCUAAGGUAUCUGACACUGUAGUUGAGCCAUAUAAUGCAACAUUAUCUAUCCACCAGCUCGUAGAGAACACUGAUGAGACCUACUGCAUUGACAACGAGGCACUUUAUGACAUCUGCUUCCGCACACUCAAACUAGCCACACCAACUUAUGGGGACCUCAACCACCUUGUUAGUGCCACCAUGAGUGGCGUCACCACUUCCCUGAGAUUCCCUGGCCAGCUUAAUGCUGACCUGCGCAAGCUUGCUGUCAACAUGGUUCCUUUCCCUCGUCUGCACUUCUUCAUGCCUGGCUUUGCACCACUGACUGCCCGUGGAAGCCAACAAUAUCGGGCACUAACUGUACCUGAGCUCACCCAACAGAUGUUUGAUGCUAAGAACAUGAUGGCAGCCUGUGAUCCUCGUCAUGGGCGUUAUUUGACUGUAGCUACAGUCUUCCGUGGACGUAUGUCUAUGAAGGAAGUAGAUGAACAGAUGUUAGCUAUCCAAAGCAAGAACAGCAGUUACUUUGUGGAAUGGAUUCCUAACAACGUUAAAGUGGCUGUAUGUGAUAUCCCACCCCGUGGCCUCAAGAUGUCUUCUACUUUCAUUGGCAACAGCACCGCAAUCCAGGAGCUAUUUAAACGUAUUUCUGAGCAGUUCACUGCCAUGUUUAGGCGUAAGGCUUUCUUGCACUGGUACACAGGAGAAGGCAUGGAUGAGAUGGAAUUUACAGAGGCUGAGAGCAACAUGAAUGAUCUGGUUUCAGAGUACCAGCAAUACCAGGAUGCCACAGCUGAGGAAGAAGGGGAGAUGUAUGAAGAUGAUGAGGAGGAGUCAGAAGCACAGGGGAAGUAAAAAGUUGUCCUGUAGCUAGAGAAGCCAGCAUUAGUGCCCCUGAGACUUAGGAUCCCUAAUCAUACUGUAUCAUCAUGGUUUGCUACUAAUUUAGGAUUCUAGUGACCUCCAAAAUCUACCAAUAUCCUCUCCCUACAUUCCCUUUAUUUAACUCUUUGCUGCCAAUGGGUCUACAGUAUCAAGUUCUGUAAUUCUCUAUACCAGUAUUCUUUUCUUAUACAUAGAAGGCAGGCCUGGUCAUGGCUUUGGUAACAACAAAUAAAGGGCAAAGGUGAUUACAGUUUGGAUGUAAGAGCCUUUUCUAAACAAUGAGUCAGUGGUGAAUGUGCAGACAGCUAGAUGCAAUGUAAGUGUUUUGUUAACUGAAUGUAAAAGACUGUGGUUAUGGGUUCCUUAGAAGGUAUUAGCAAUGACUAGUCAACAGACUGAUACUGUACAAUCCUCAGAUAGCAAGAACCUUCUCCCACCCAGACCUUACUUUGUGUCUUAUCAUUUUUAUGUUUCAUGUCUGACAUUUUUAAUGUGCUCUUAUUUUUUAUGUCUGUUUUAUUGAAUUAUUUAUUUUUAAAGAACAAAUAAACUUCCUGCUGUCCAACA
Messenger RNA from Bombina bombina (fire-bellied toad), 1969 nucleotides. RefSeq names its product tubulin beta 3 class III (gene TUBB3). The coding region runs from base 23 to 1372 and encodes 449 amino acids. The transcript is spliced from 4 exons. Gene Ontology annotation, cellular component: cytoplasm; microtubule. Gene Ontology annotation, biological process: mitotic cell cycle; microtubule cytoskeleton organization. Gene Ontology annotation, molecular function: GTP binding; structural constituent of cytoskeleton; GTPase activity. Lineage: Eukaryota; Metazoa; Chordata; Amphibia; Anura; Bombinatoridae. The record is from RefSeq and is a predicted model, not a curated record.